Messenger RNA from Cyclospora cayetanensis, 1986 nucleotides. RefSeq lists its product as uncharacterized. The transcript has 8 exons. The record is from RefSeq and is a predicted model, not a curated record. Lineage: Eukaryota; Apicomplexa; Conoidasida; Eucoccidiorida; Eimeriidae. The coding region runs from base 1 to 1986 and encodes 661 amino acids.
AUGCUCCAGUGUGGCUAUGGAGGGGUUUUGCCCUGUGCUGCUGCGAAAGCAACGCACCCUCUCCCUCAGCAGCAUUCAACUUCUCCACCAGCAUUAGCUCUUGCAUCUGAUAUCUUGCUGCCUUUUGCUGCCUCGACUGUCCCGAGCCAACCAGUGGGGGAAGACGCCGCUAUUGCACUGCCGACCACUAUAGCCGACGUUGCGUGCACGGAAGCGCUGGCUGCUCCCGAAAAACAACGCACCAGCAAAUUCUCACGUAUUUUAUCCAGGAUCUUCGCCGCUUCUAGAGGGGACGGCAACAGCAGCGAUGGCAAGGCAGAACAACACCAGUUGUUGCUGCCUUGCCUUCUAGGGGAUCCCUUUGCCUGCCUAAGUGUUAAUAGGAGAGUUGGAGUGGCUGCUGGCACAUAUUUGGGCCGGCUUUCUCUUUUCUACGGGACCGACUCUUCCGCCACAGUGCAGCUGCCACAGCAGCAUCUAUUUGGAGAGUCUCAGAAGAAUGAAGCGAUAAAAGGGCAGGUGCUCCUGCCGCAGGCGUACAGCGAUGAUGGCGUCGCUAUAUGUUGGGUGGACAGUUCCUACCUCACGGCAAUUAUGGGGGCGUCUGAUCUUGUGCAGUGGAAGCUGCCGUCUCUGCGGUGUAUGGGGAGCGAGCAGCUCUCCCUGUUCGCGGGUCGGAGCUCCUUCAACACAGUGGCCAUUAGCAUGCGGCUUUUGCGACGCUGCGAGGAUACGAAGCAGCUACAGUUGAUGUACAGGCACUGCAGCAAGGCUUUAGCGAAUAUGAUCCUUCUUAAGAUGCAGCAUCCUCACAGAGAAGCGUCUUUAUCCAUGGCAUCUGAACGUAUGACGGAGUCGAGGAAACACCUGCAGAAAGCGUGGGCUUGUGCGCUAGCCGCAGGUCACUGUACACUCGACAAGCAGCAGCAGCAGCAGCAGCAGCAGCUUCCGCGGUGUCAUAGCGCAUGCCUCUUAGGGACAGGUGCAGCGUGUCUUAUGGACCUGAGGGAAGGCGAUAUGUACGAGCGCUACGAGGCAAGUUACUUUUCUAAGUUGUGGAGAAGCAUGGAAGCCUCGAAUUUUAUUGCUUUGGAUUUCAAUGGCGAUUUUUUGCUGUGCUGCAGUGGCGAUGGCAUGCCCGAUCGUCGCUGGUUGUUCGUGGUGGAUGCUCGAGGGGCUGCAAGACUCGUUGAGGAGAGUCAGGGCUGGUGUGCUGCGAGACGCAGCUACAUGGACGAAUUCUUGGUAUUUAAGCAGCUUGGGCCGCGUCGUAUGAAUCACGCGCGCUUCUUGUUCUCCUUUUUUCUGCUGGUUUCCGCUUCCAACGGAAUAUGCGUGUACGAUCUGCGUCUACCCUUCUUCGAGUAUUACGCCUCCCGUGCGCGGAGUCUCGGCCUGCUCAGCAGGAGGGCAGCAGCAGAAGCGGCAGCAGCUGGCUACCAGUGCUGCUCUGGCACCUGCUCGAACUUCAAAUGCACGGAUCAGCAGCGGCAGCCGUCUGGCGCUGCUGCCUGCGGCUCAGGAGACGCCCCCCCUUCCGCUGGAUUGCCAGGCAUCUCCUUGGCUAGACCAAGUGCUCUGCAGCGAAGCGAGAGACUCGACUCUUCCAGAGAAACAGACUUUGCGACACCUGCGGCAGAGAACCAUUACCACCCCUUCUUUCUCUUCGAACGCUCUCCUCUCGCUUUUCGAGUAGCAGAAGCGUUCUUCCGCUUUUGCUCGCUGCUCUUGCAGCAACAGAGGCAACUGCUGCAGUUGUCUUCCUUCAAUGGUGACGCUCACACACCACUGCACGGUUCUCUGAAGCCGCCUCCCCCCUUUACUGGGAAGCCCAUGUCAGUUUGUGUCCUCUUGAACUGCUCAAGCGCAUGGCAGGGAGCUGCUCGCAUUAGUCGCGAUACGCGGAAGUCUCUCCCCGCGUAUGAAGGGUGUCUUUGUGGUGUGUCACGCUUUUGCUCCAGGAUGGCCGUAUAUCCUCGCGUCUGA